Messenger RNA from Megalobrama amblycephala (Wuchang bream), 2356 nucleotides. RefSeq lists its product as uncharacterized. Gene Ontology annotation, cellular component: THO complex part of transcription export complex. Bases 145 to 1743 code for a protein of 532 amino acids. The record is from RefSeq and is a predicted model, not a curated record. The transcript has 16 exons. Gene Ontology annotation, molecular function: protein binding. Lineage: Eukaryota; Metazoa; Chordata; Actinopteri; Cypriniformes; Xenocyprididae. Gene Ontology annotation, biological process: regulation of DNA-templated transcription elongation; signal transduction; mRNA export from nucleus.
ACCAGUGAGUGUGAGUGUGUGUGUGUGUGUGUGUGUGUGGAUCAGUGUCAGCGUGCAUGAAUGGGCUCAGCGUUGACUGGGUUAUAGUUUCUCAUCUGCAGAUAUCACUUGGCGCGCGGAUCGACAGCUGUGGGCGCGCGAAUAAUGGUCGCGCACAUGGCACAUUAUGGAGACACCACACAGCUGAACGAUGGGAAUGGAGAAGUUUCGGCAUCAGACCUGAAGGAUCAUCCUGCUGAAAGCUCUCACAGCAGUUCAGAUGAUACGUCAGCUGAGGAGAGCUCAGAGGAAGAGGAGGCCCAUGAAGAGGAAGAGGAAAAACAGUCAGACUCUGACACGAGAUCCAGAGCAGAAAAACCUGCCGCCUCAGGAGAGCAGCUUCAGCCGUGCUGUGAGAAGUGCAGAGCUCUAAAGAAUCCCAAACAUGAGCUUGUCACCCCCAGGAAAAUGUCCAGAGAUCGUCUGCAGCUACAGCUGGAUGCUGAGGGGGUGUUUGAGUGUUCAGACACGGGGCUGGUGUUCGAGGUCUCCCAGCGCGUCAAAAUCACCUACUGCAUUCUCUCCUGGAGCAAGUUUAGCACCUACUUGACUGGAUCAUGGAAAUUUGCUGGACCCAUUUUUGAUGUGGACUGCGAUCCGUCUAUUCUCAAAUCCAUCCAGUUCCCACACUCACUGUGUUUAGCAGCAGAUAAAGACAACGAGGUGAAGUUCAGCGUGCUGCACGUGAAGAACAGCCGUGGUCUGAUCGAGCCCUCGGCCGACCACUCCGGGAGUCACGUCAAAUGGACCGUGUCUUCGCUUUCACCCGUGGGCCCGAUUGCUCAGACGUCUAAGUCAGCAGAGCAUCAUGGGGUGGUGCAGGUGUUCAAAGAGGUGGGCCAUGAAAACUCCUUCUCCUUCAGAGUUUAUCUGGCUGGAAACAACUGCUCUGACAUCAAGGACAUCAGAAGGGCCGUUCGGCGGGCGAACAACUGUAAGAACAACAAGCGGUACAUACAUGUAGACAAGCCACCUACCUGCAUGUUAGAGGAGAACAGGAAGUACCGGCUGAUCAGCGAGCCCGUGGGUCACAUCACACCAGAGGACAUGCUCUUCACGCCUGUCAUCGUGGAGGUGAAGGGCUACUUCGAGGUCUUCUUUGAGGAGAGUCCUCCUUUCAAACUGUCCUUGACAGAUGCCGACUCGGGACACACUGUAUGGACUGCGACCAUCAGAGAGGUCAGAAAGAUGCUUUUGUGUCAAAAGCGGGAAACGUCAGAGCAUAGCAGGGCUGAACAGAGUGCAGGGGACUGUGUACAUCAUCUAGAGGAAACCCCCAGAAAACCAAUGAAAGGUAUGCAAUGCGGCAGAAAGAGACACAGCAGCACAUCAGAGGAAGAGCUCUGUAACAAGCCCAGUAAGAAGUCUCGCGGCGUUGAUGAGUCUGAUUGUCCCGCGACGGCCGCGGCUCCAGACCUGACGGACCAGCAGCUGAUGCAGGUGGCCAAACGCAUGGGGAAGGAGUGGAAGAUCGUAGCCAUCUGCUACCUGGGCCUCUGCAAACAGGAUCUGGAGGAGAUGGAGGCCGCGGAGGAGGACGUGACCAUGCUGAAGUUCAACAUGCUGGAGCGCUGGAGACGACGGCAGCCGAAGGGGAAAGCGGGAAUUCAGGAGCUCCACAAGUGUCUGAAAGACAACGAUGACGUGCCUAAUGAGGUCAUCGCUGUGCUGGACGAGAUGCUUCGCAAUAAUUCAGCUACGUGACCUUAAGCUGAGAGACGGGCCCACAUCUGUCCAGCUGACCAACUGUGGACGUCUGCCGCUCUCCAGGGUGUGACAGACUGUCAGAAAUGUCACUUAAAGCACUGUUAGACAGCGAUGAAGAGGGACAGUCACAUUGAGAUGUGCAGUGAAACUGAAAUCUGGUGCUAAAGUCAGCUCUGUGUGACGUCCUGACUGCAUCUGAACAUUGUUUGUACGCAGCUCUUUAUUUCUGACAGUUGUACAGUUUUUUUUAGAUGUACAUAUUUUAAUGUCUUCCAAAGGACUGUAAGUAGAACGUUAGUUUUUGUUGAAUUAUGAGCCGUGAUCAUCUGGUCUUGAUGUUUUGGUCUCAGGUGCAGACGUUAUGGACUGAUGUGCAGGAGUGUAACACCAGCAUAUAUCAUGAUAUUCAUGCAGAACACACACUUGAACGCAUAUGGUGUGGUCAUGUGACACCGGUUAAGAAUAUUUCGGCAAACGGACGCCUUACGUUUCUCUGUUUGUUGAAUCCGCACCUUAUGAUGUACUUUCUCAGGGGAAUCGCUUUAUUUUGGUGGAAUUACCUUGGGUGACUUUUCUUUAGAUGAAUAAAUCAUGAAAAUGUAUGAAAAUA